UGUUUUGGAUAUAGCUGGACACAAAGCCUUGCCACCUCUUGCUCCAGACACUCAUAUGGCUUGAAGGGUGGAGCUGGAGCCUGGCACCUUUCCCUCCAUGGAUCCCCUAAACCUCUCCUGGUACAACGGUGACCUCGAGGACAGGAACUGGAGCAAGCCCCUCAACGAGUCCAAUGCAGGGCAGAAGCCUCACUACAACUACUAUGCCAUGCUGCUCACCCUCCUCAUCUUUGUCAUCGUGUUUGGCAACGUGCUGGUGUGCAUGGCUGUCUCCAGGGAGAAGGCUCUCCAGACCACCACCAACUACCUGAUCGUCAGCCUGGCCGUGGCAGAUCUCCUGGUAGCAACUCUGGUCAUGCCUUGGGUGCUCUACCUGGAGGUGGUGGGGGAGUGGAGGUUCAGUCGGAUCCACUGUGACAUCUUCGUGACCCUGGAUGUUAUGAUGUGCACUGCCAGCAUCCUCAACCUCUGUGCCAUCAGCAUUGACAGGUACACCGCGGUGGCCAUGCCCAUGCUGUACAACACUCGCUACAGCUCCAAGCGCAGGGUCACCGUCAUGAUCUCUGUGGUCUGGGUGCUCUCCUUUGCCAUCUCCUGCCCUCUCCUCUUUGGCCUCAACAACACAGAUGAGAACGAGUGCAUCAUUGCCAACCCUGCCUUCGUGGUGUACUCCUCCAUCGUCUCCUUCUACGUGCCCUUCAUGGUGACCCUGCUGGUGUACGUCCAGAUCUACAUCGUGCUGCGCCGGCGCCGCAAGAGAGUCACCACCAAGCGCAGCAGCCACAGCCGCGGCCCCGACACGCAGCCCCCGCUCAAGGACAAAUGCACUCAUCCAGAAGACGUCAAGCUCUGCAGAGUGAUUGUGAAGUCCAAUGGGAGCUUCCAAGUUAAUAAACGCAAAGUGGAGGAGAAGAGUCACAUACAGAUGGACAUGGAGAUGGUGUCCAGUACCAGCCCCCCUGAGAAAACCACCAUCCAACCUGCAGCACCAAGUAACCAUCAGUUGGUUGUGCCAUUUCCUUCUAACCAGGGCACCAACUCAACCCUACAGGCACCCUUGGACAGCCCUGGGAAAGUGGAGAGGAAUGGACACACCAAAGAGACACCACACACAGCCAAGGCCUUUGAGAUCCAGUCCAUGCCCAAUGGCAAACUAAGGACCUUCCUCAAGGCUGUGAACAGGAGGAAACUCUCACAACAGAAGGAGAAGAAAGCCACCCAGAUGUUGGCCAUUGUCCUGGGGGUUUUCAUCAUCUGCUGGCUGCCCUUCUUCAUCACUCACAUCCUGAACAUGCACUGUGACUGCAGCAUCCCCCCGGCCAUGUACAGCGCCUUCACGUGGCUGGGCUACGUCAACAGCGCUGUCAACCCCAUCAUUUACACCACCUUCAACGUGGAGUUUCGCAAGGCUUUCAUGAAGAUCCUCCACUGUUAGGGGGGGACACAGCCCCCAGACCACCAAAAGGAGCUCCAGUCCACUCUAAACCCAGCCCCCUCCCCCCCAGCGCUUUGGAGAAGCAGGAGGAAGCAGCCGACGCCAUCCACGCACACCCGGAGAGGUCUCCAGCUCUUGUCUUGAGGCCUGCAGAGCCACAGCAGUGCCAUGCCCAUGCCACCUCCAGCUGGGCAUGCUGGGAGGGGGCCUGCAGCUGGGAGGUUCUCUGAGCCCCUCGAGGUGACCUU
Dryobates pubescens (Downy woodpecker) is the source of this 1683-nucleotide messenger RNA. RefSeq names its product dopamine receptor D2 (gene DRD2). The record is from RefSeq and is a predicted model, not a curated record. Gene Ontology annotation, biological process: adenylate cyclase-activating adrenergic receptor signaling pathway; adenylate cyclase-inhibiting dopamine receptor signaling pathway. The transcript has 8 exons. Lineage: Eukaryota; Metazoa; Chordata; Aves; Piciformes; Picidae. Gene Ontology annotation, cellular component: glutamatergic synapse; presynaptic membrane. The coding region runs from base 98 to 1435 and encodes 445 amino acids. Gene Ontology annotation, molecular function: dopamine neurotransmitter receptor activity, coupled via Gi/Go; G protein-coupled receptor activity.